This is a messenger RNA of Paraglomus occultum, 272 nucleotides long. NCBI's taxonomy places the organism in Eukaryota, Fungi, Glomeromycota, Glomeromycetes, Paraglomerales, Paraglomeraceae. The record is from the annotation of a GenBank genome assembly.
GGUAUUUACAUAUGCUAGUAAAGACAAACCUACUUAGCGAACAAGACGGUAAACUCGAUUUUGCUUCGCCCUACUUGCGCGCGCUCUACUUGCAACGACCUUGGGGAAGCACCGCUAGGCCAACAAAUGCUCCUGAAGAUUUCAAAAGUUUCCUCUACGAAACCUUCACCAAUAUGAAUGCUGAGGCCGUACGUAAGUCCUAUUCCGUUGGCAAAGACGGACGGCGUGCAGAUGCGUCCGGCACAAGAAUCGCUUUGAACCAGGCGUUGUGA